Frankliniella occidentalis (western flower thrips) is the source of this 868-nucleotide messenger RNA. RefSeq names its product mediator of RNA polymerase II transcription subunit 20 (gene MED20). NCBI's taxonomy places the organism in Eukaryota, Metazoa, Arthropoda, Insecta, Thysanoptera, Thripidae. Gene Ontology annotation, cellular component: mediator complex. The record is from RefSeq and is a predicted model, not a curated record. Gene Ontology annotation, biological process: regulation of transcription by RNA polymerase II. The transcript is spliced from 4 exons. Gene Ontology annotation, molecular function: transcription coactivator activity. Bases 144 to 764 code for a protein of 206 amino acids.
UGUGAAAAGUGUGUUUUCAGACAGCCCCUUGUGUUGUUUAUGUUUUUAUGUUUUUGUAUAUUCGUCUGACAACCGGUCGUAUGAAAGUGUGAUUUUACACGAUAAUCGUUUGACAUUGGUGAAAAUUUUGUGUACUUGCGACCAUGGGAGUUACAAUAGUCCAACACUACCCAAUGACAGAAAAUCGGACGGGACCACAAGUAAUCGAGUUCCUUACUAAGCGAGUACAUGCAAUGGGAGCGGCUCAGGCUGGACCUUUCCUUGUUGAUUGCGAGACCUACAACUCCGCUCCUGCUUUUGGUCCUCCCCGAACCGUUCACCUUCUCAACAAUUCCGAACAGCCCGCCACCGUGUUCAGCAUCCUGGAGUCGGGGCAGAAGCAAGUGCCUCUCGUCUCGGAUCCGCUCUUCAUGGACCUGAUGAAGAAAUUGGGAUCGGUAUACACCUGCAAACAGCAAACGCGGAUGGAGGCCAAGGGUCCCCGCUUCGAGGUAGCCGACUUUCUCGUCAAGCUGGGCACUGUCACCAUGAACGCCAACUUCAAGGGCGUGCUCGUCGAAGUCGAGUACAGACCCUGCCUCGUCCCUGCCGCCUGCUGGGAACUGCUUAGGGAGUUCAUGCAGGGCUUCCUGGGUACCUGUGUUCCGAACCAGCCUCCGAGUUACCUCCAGAACCGAAUGCAAGAUAUUUAUCAACCCUUGGACACUAUUCAACAGUAUCUCGAUCAAUUUCGGGAAUACAGGAAAGCAGUCACAGUACGCUAAGAAUUCUCUGAAAUAAUUUAUAAUUUUUCCACUGUAUGAUAUUAAAUCAAAAUAAUUGUCUAGUAUAUAAGUUGAAAUAUAAACAUCAGAAGUAUGUGAAAUAA